AUGGGCACCGGCACUCUCCCUGCGAUCCUUAGGGACUCGGGGAGCCGCAGCCCAGAUGUCUCCUCGGUCACAACCGGGUUAAAGGAGAAGGUGGGGCAGCAGCUGCUGACCAGAGAAGCCGAUCAGGGGCAGAAUCUACCCCUGGCCAUCGCCAUCUCCAUGCCCAUAGUGACCGUCAUCUACCUGCUGACCAACGUGGCAUACUACGUGGUUCUGGACAUGCCGUCUCUGCUGGCCAGUGAUGCUGUCGCUGUGACGUUUGGGAAUGCAGUCCUGGGGCCGUUCAGGUGGAUCAUCCCUGUUUCGGUGGCCAUGUCCUGCUACGGAGGACUCAACGCUUCUAUCAUCGCUGCCUCCAGGUUGUUUUUCGUCGGGGCCAGAGAGGGCCACCUCCCCAACAGUCUGAGUCUGAUCCACGUGGAGCGCUAUACCCCCAUACCUGCACUGCUCUUCAAUGGGCUGAUGGGGCUGAUCUUCCUGUGUGUGGAGGACGUGUUCCAGCUCAUCAACUACUUCAGCUUCAGUUACUGGCUCUAUGUGGGUCUGUCUGUGGCCGGCCUCAUCUACCUGCGCAUCACUCAGCCAGACAGACACAGGCCCGUGAAGUUGUCUUUAUUCUUCCCCUUCGUCUACUGUCUGUGUAGCGUGUUCUUAGUCGUCGUCCCUCUGUACGGAGACACCAUAAAUUCUCUAAUAGGAAUAGGCAUUGCUCUAACUGGGGUUCCUGUCUACUAUCUGGCUAUUUACCUGCCUGAAGAUAGGAGGCCCAAAUUCAUACGCACGUUGAAUGGUAAUUUGCAGACCAUGGACUGCUCUAGGAGAAACUGGAGGUCGGUGACCUUCUUUGAAUCUGGAGACGUGUGCGUGGCUUUCACCAG
Notothenia coriiceps (black rockcod) is the source of this 878-nucleotide messenger RNA. RefSeq names its product Y+L amino acid transporter 1. NCBI's taxonomy places the organism in Eukaryota, Metazoa, Chordata, Actinopteri, Perciformes, Nototheniidae. Gene Ontology annotation, molecular function: L-amino acid transmembrane transporter activity. The transcript has 8 exons. The record is from RefSeq and is a predicted model, not a curated record. The annotation marks the transcript as partial. Gene Ontology annotation, biological process: amino acid transmembrane transport. Gene Ontology annotation, cellular component: membrane.